Mercenaria mercenaria is the source of this 2325-nucleotide messenger RNA. RefSeq names its product sulfiredoxin-1-like. Gene Ontology annotation, molecular function: sulfiredoxin activity. Gene Ontology annotation, cellular component: cytoplasm. The record is from RefSeq and is a predicted model, not a curated record. Bases 23 to 550 code for a protein of 175 amino acids. NCBI's taxonomy places the organism in Eukaryota, Metazoa, Mollusca, Bivalvia, Venerida, Veneridae. The transcript has 2 exons. Gene Ontology annotation, biological process: cellular response to oxidative stress.
AAGUUUACUUCCGUAUCCAGCGAUGCGGAACAAAUGUCAAAAUUUUUCUUCACGUGUUUCUACUAUAUUAUUGACUGUUAACGUUAUCAUCUGUGUACAAGAUAAAGUAAACUGUUUAACAAGUAUUUCUUCUUCAAAAUCAAACAAUGGUUUCCCAAUGACAUCGUGUAAAUCUGACAAAAACAUGUUAGAAAGCGAGUGUGACAGGAAUUUAGAAAUUGACAGUGUGCAUUCCAACCAUGUUGAAGAGGUCCAUGAUGUUCCAAUUAAUGUUCUGAUCAGACCAAUCCCAUCUAUUCUAGAUGAGAAUAAAGUAAAAUCACUGAUGGAAACUAUAAAGGAUGAAAGCACAAGAGACAAAGUUCCUCCAAUUGAUGUGUUAUGGAUAACAGGUAGACAAGGAGGAGAUUACUUCUAUUCCUUUGGAGGAUGUCACAGAUAUGAGGCAUAUAAACGAUUAAAAAUGAAAACCAUACCAUGUAAACUUGUUAAGUCUACUGUAGAAAAUCUAAAAACUUACCUCGGAGGGUCAACUCCAGACUUACUGUGAUACAUGGUGAUAGCUCGAAUAUUUAAAGUGCUUUUUACUAGUGUCAGGAAUCCUAAAACAGGAGAUUUUCAGUGUUCUAUCACCAAAAGUUUUAUAAGAAUGUCAAAGCAAAAACACUCAGUAGAGCUUAUGAAUUGACUUAAAGAAAUUUGUUCAGUGAAACAUUAAGGCAUGUCAAUACCACCACUGCCAGGGUCUUAAAGACCACUCUGAACUGGCUGCAAAAAGAAACACCAUGUAAACCUUAAAACAGAGUUAUGUCAGUAAUAAAACUUAAGAUCUGUAGAUUCGAUCUCUUUCUGUAUCAAGGUAGAGGACCUGUAAUGACACUGCAAAUUCUGUUUCUAUUCUCAUUCGGCCAUUUGGAUGUAAAUGUAGCUCAAUGUGUACACAGCUUGCCAUAAAAACGUGAAAAUUCAAUGCUGAAAUUGCAUACAAAGAAUGCUCAAUUGGCUAAUUGUCAUUAUGGAUCCACUACGGUAACCUUAAUAUAUUGUUGUUAUGUUUGUACUCAUAAUUUAAAAAUUGAUAAAUGGUAACAACAUAUUUAUGUAUCUACUGGUAAUUUCAUAAAAUAAUGUAUCUCCCACCUAUCUAGAAUAAUAAGCACAUCUUAUUAUUUUUGUUUUUUGUUUUUGUAAUUCUAGGUUGCAUUCUUACCAGACAUGUUAUGUUAUUACCUUUUGGAUUUCACAUCUCUAUAACAUGUAUAAUAUGUCAUAUGGUUUGAACUUUAAAGAACAAGAUAAUUAACACCAUAAAUUCAGAGUUGUUAACCUAGUACAAUAAUAAUUUAUUAUUACAAAUGUAUACACAUUCAGCUGAAAUACUUUUUUGAAAAACUAUAUGGUAACAUGAAGUCAUUAAGGUAACGAUGUCAGUUCAUCAGCUAUUUUAGUCUUUGAUUAUUUAUAAAUCAAGAUAGGAUUAUUUACAUUUUUACGUCAUCCGCUUCUAAAAUUAUUUUACUUUCAUUUUAGAAACAUAUUUUGUAUAGCUUUCUAGAUGAUACCUCAGGGCUCUUUUUUUACCAAGAAGGGAAGGGGCCCGAGCCUGUGAUUUGGGGGUGGGGGGAAAUAGCUUGGUAUCUGGGCAAAGGGGAAUUAAAAAAACCUAAUGUAAAGUAAAUUUUUGGGGAAAACUGCAUGAUUUAAAAGGAAUUUUCUGAGAGGAAAGGCCCCUAUUAUAGAAGGAAAUAAAAACCCUGUACAUUGUACAGCAUGGAAAUAACUUGUUCAGUUUUGCGAAAUAUGGCGACAGAAUGUCCUGCCUUUUACGUGGUCAACAUGAUAAGUGAAUACUGCAUCAAAUUCAAGUUGUUAUUCUUAAUUGUUGUGACAAUAAAUACAAUGCCAUAUUGUUUAACCUGUAACCUGCACUGUUCACUAUUCAGUCGGCAAAUUUUCAGUAAAAAUCCCUUUGAAUAAUAAAUGAUAUUGCCCAAAUUGAAUGAUGGACCAGUCCAUUUUAGAAAUUUAGCAGGGUAAAGGUUAAACAUUAUUUAUUUCCCCUUCCCUAAUAUUGUUACAGUCUUGUAAGCAAUGGUGAUCUUGGAAAAGCCUUUCAAUUCAGUUCUGUGUGUAGACUACAGAACCUAAAGACUAUAUAUGAUAUAUAGUCUUGAUAUAUUAUAUCAAUUUAUUUUUGGUGAUUGAAAAUAUUUAUCAUUACACCUGCUAAUACUGUAGACCAUUCAAUAAUUAUUAUCACAUGUUAAAAAAUUCAUUUAUAUGUCUGUUUGUGUAUGUAACAAUAAAAAGAAAUAUUUAAGGCAA